Messenger RNA from Acanthoscelides obtectus, 315 nucleotides. Lineage: Eukaryota; Metazoa; Arthropoda; Insecta; Coleoptera; Chrysomelidae. The record is from the annotation of a GenBank genome assembly.
AUGUCAUUAUAUUUCAAAGCUCCUUUUCCUUGGGAUCUGCUGCCACCACCGUUGAAGAUUCAGGCGAAGUGGUUGACUGAUAAUUACCAUGGUAUCUCCUGGAAUUCAGGGUUUACACCCCUACAUAAGUUUGGAAACAUUAUUAAACAUAUUGCGGAUGGGGCAGACAGAAUUUAUGUGAAAGGACGUGAAAAAGCAGCCUACCUGAGAAACUUCACCAGCAAACCAAUAAUCGAGCUUGAAGAGCAGCCUCACCCCUUCACCGGCGAAGUGUUUUUACCAUACAACAGAUAUUUGCAUGUGUGCGAUGUCUAA